Messenger RNA from Colossoma macropomum (tambaqui), 2653 nucleotides. RefSeq lists its product as uncharacterized. The coding region runs from base 299 to 1468 and encodes 389 amino acids. The transcript is spliced from 4 exons. The record is from RefSeq and is a predicted model, not a curated record. Lineage: Eukaryota; Metazoa; Chordata; Actinopteri; Characiformes; Serrasalmidae.
UUGCGCAGUUCCAGCGAGAGGAGCGCAGCCAUUAUUAUACAGCCCUGAAUGUUUUCAAGCCGAGCUGGGCAGAGCAGAAAAACAGCCCAAACCCUCCUAACAGCCGUGUUUGGUGCUGCAGCUGUCGACCACCUCACUGCCGGGGUCUGUGAGCCACUCAGUUUGGGAAGGUGCUGCGCAGAGAGCGGGGGGCUGCUCGGUGCGUAGUUUUUAACCCGCACCGCAGCGGGGAAACUAACCGGCUCUGACUGCGAGCAGAAGACUGUUUUAAUCGCAUCACUUGAGCCGGUGUGCAACGAUGGACGCAUCGCUGAAAGACGAGCCGUCUGGAAGUGUUGUGCCGUCCUGCGAUGCCGCCUCAGCUGCACACGACUCGACUGCAAGCACGUCUUCAGUCCUCACAGCUCAUCAGGUCGAGCAAGCAAAGGAGCCCACUCCUGUUUUACUCUACCCCAUCAGCAUAAACAGUGCUGUAUCUCUGUCACCAGUAUUUAGAGACAACAAGGGCUCCCAUGUUGGUGUCAGGGAGGAAGCAAGGAAGGCUGGUGGGGCUCGGGGCUAUACUGAGGCAGUGUCCACGUCAUCUGAGUUCACCCACCGAGCUAUUGUGCACCUCAUUGAAGCAAUGCAUCGAUGCUGGGACGUGUAUGGCUCCAGGGAACGUUCCCGUCUUUUCCAGAGUGUCCAGAGUGAGCUGGAGAACCUUGGCCACUCGCUGCCUGUGGAGAAGAUCCGCCGGAAAUGGAACAACCUCAUUGUCACAUACAAGAGAGUGAAAGAACGCAGCAGACUGGGAGGAGGCCGAGCCAAGACUUCAUGGGAGUACUUUGAGAUGAUGGACAAAGUCUUGGGAAAGACGAAGAUGGAUCAGAGAGGCCCUGCUUCAGCUACUCUCGUUGGAUUUGCAACCACAGCCAAAGCAGCAGUGAGGUCAGAGGAGCGUCAGUCUCACAGUGUGUCAGUAGCUGCGGUGGCCACCCCAUGUCUGCUCCCCAAUAGCCUCUUCACCACACCAUCCCAGAUUCCCACACUGGUGACCUCCCCAGUGCUGUGUAACGUACCCCCAAAACCAAACCCUAAACCUAACCCUAACCCAAGCCCCUCUUGCAGCACUGACAGCCCCAUGCCCUCCGUUCCCCUCAAACCUGCCCCUAAGGUUAUGCGACAGCCCCUGAAGAGGAGAUUACGGCAUCUUCAGCUCAGUUCAGUAGCUUCUCGUCUUGCCCAGCAGCAGGGACAAGCAGGGGAGCGCACAGCACUCCUGCGCAAUUUUCUAACCAGUCAUGAAGAAAGAGCUCACCUGGAGGAUCAGCGCCAGAGAAAGAAAGAUGCUCGAGAGCGACGCCAGGAAAGGACACUGAGCAGCAUGUCUGAAGCUUUGGGAAGAAUGGCAACAGCCCUGGAGUUAAUCUCCUCCAAACAAGACACCAUCAUUGCCCUGCUACAGAGACUGGCUGAUAAGCACUGAAUAAUAAAGAAUGAUUUUUUUUAUUAUUUUUUACAUGUAGUUUCAGUAGAUGCAUAUUGUGUGCUGUUUUUUGCAUUUAUUGUUGGUAGUUUGUGUUGUAAACAGAACCCUGUUGAAAAAACAUAGAAACCAUUAAAAGUUUCUGCAGGUUUCUGGUGGUGUCCGAUAGUCAGCAAUGUAUUUCAAUGGGCUGCUAUCACAGUGUAAAGUCUUCUAAUGGUUUAAGAGGUGCUCUGAUUCCAGAUGCAUUCCUACUUGGUUGCUAUGUUUUUUAGCAGGGUGGUCAGAUUUAUUUCAGUUAAAUUACCCCUCUAAGAAACUAUGUGCUCAAGUAAAAGCAAAAAAGAGUAGUUAAUUUUAUAUUCUAGUAAAGGUGGAAGAUUGAAGCACACUUUAUGUCGACUUACGUGUUUUCUUUAGUAAUAUAAUUACCGAUCACAGGGACCUAAAUAUCAACAAUGUAUGGAGAGAUAAUACCAGACACGCAUAUAGUCGAACUACUAGGACUGUAGUACUCGUAUUGACCGCGUGGCCUAAUGGAUAAGGCGUCUGACUUCGGAUCAGAAGAUUGAGGGUUCGAGUCCCUUCGUGGUCGUCCUUUUCAUUCCUCAACAAAGACCCUAUAAUUGUCAUAACCUACAAUUUAACAAGACUUGGCAUUAUUCUGCGGUCAACGACACAGAAGGCAAAAUAUAUAGUACACAAACUAAACACGUUCUCUCGCUGGUUUAAGGAGCAACACAUCUAUUCCUGAAAAAGAAAUCGGGGAGGAGUUUUGGCGUAGCAGAGUGGCGCAGCGGAAGCGUGCUGGGCCCAUAACCCAGAGGUCGAUGGAUCGAAACCAUCCUCUGCUAAAAACACCUUUUCCUCCCGCCUAACACACACAGGAUAAUGUAUCGUGUUAUGAUUCAAUUUUGAGAAUUCUACAUGGCCACAACACUGUAGCUUAUUGAAAAGAAGUCUUUGCUGGAGAACCAACCAAGCUGUGGAGUUACUGGUAGGCUACAACAUAUUAUGGUUAUGUAGUUUUAAUACUUUUAAUACUUGUUUAAUUUUUGCAGACCACGUAAUACUGCAUUUAUAUGCAAACACAUGUAUUUUUUUCAGUAUAACAGAAUGCUGAUAAAUAGAUAUUGGUCUUAUUAUGAAGAAAAAAAUGAAUAAAUUGGGAAGAGAAGCAGAACA